AUGGGGGACUACCGUACCUAUCUGUUUCCAAUUGUUUUGUUUCUCUUACAAACAGCAUUCACUGUUCUUUUGGGUUUGUACAGUGAAUAUGAAUAUUUUCCGGUUUCAAAUGUCACUGAUUUCGAAAAUCCACCGCGUGGUCUAGUUGAAUUCUACUAUUCAAUGUUCACAGACAUACAUGUCAUGAUGUUCAUCGGCUUCGGCUUUCUCAUGACAUUUCUCAGUCAUUAUUCGUAUUCAGCUAUUGGUUUCAACUUUAUUCUAUGUGCAUUCACAGUCGAAUGGGCAGUAAUUAUGCGCGGCUUCAUCUUCGAUUGGAAUGAUACUAAGCAAAAGUUCAUAGUUGAUGUACGAAGUUUAUCUACAGCAGAUUUUGUCUCCGCUAGCAUACUGAUUUCUAUGGGAGCUGUUCUGGGUCAAGUCAGUCCUUUACAGUUAAUUAUAAUGGCAUUUUUCGAAGUUCCGCUUCAAGUGGUGAAUGAAUGGAUCGGUACAUACUACUUUUGUGCUAAUGAUGCGGGAGAAUCGAUGUUUGUGCAUGUAUUUGGUAAGAAUAGAAGAAGAUGCAACAGAGAUGUUCUCUAUUUCACUUUUUUAUAG
This is a messenger RNA of Adineta ricciae, 600 nucleotides long. NCBI's taxonomy places the organism in Eukaryota, Metazoa, Rotifera, Eurotatoria, Adinetida, Adinetidae. The record is from the annotation of a GenBank genome assembly.